AUGAAGCUCAUCAACACCAUCCUCUUCACUGCCGCUGCGGCGACGGCGUUCAACCUGGGAAGUGUCCAGCUUCCGUUCUCUCAUGAAUCAGUCAAGUCGUCAGCACUUCUUGAGCUACACAAAUCACUUGUCGAGCGACCCUCAAUCACUGGCUCUGAGAAACACGUCACGGACUUUCUCCAAACAUAUCUUCAAGACGCGGGUUUCACCAUUGAGACUCAGUCAGUCGCCAAGAAUCGCGAUAACAUCUUGGCUUAUUACAAUAAUACGAGACAGACAAAGGUUCUCGUGACUUCUCACAUUGAUACUGUUCCCCCAUUCUGGCCUUAUGAGCGACGAGGUGAUGAGAUCUGGGGGAGAGGGACUGUCGAUGCAAAGGGCAGUGUCGCGGCGCAGAUCAUUGCGGUACAGGAGCUGCUUGAUAAGAAGCAAGUGAAUGAUGGCGAUGUAGCGCUGUUGUUCGUUGUGGGUGAAGAGACAGGUGGACCGGGAAUGGGCAAUGUCAAUGAUCUAGGUCUAUCCUGGGAAUCUGUUGUCUUUGGCGAACCAACGGAGCUCAAACUUGCUCGAGGACAUAAGGGUGGAUUGGGAUUUACCAUCAAGGCGAACGGAAAGGCUGGUCAUUCUGGAUACCCUGAGACGGGAAGUAAUGCGAUUGAUAGCCUUGUUCGUGGAUUAGCGUCUCUUCAAAAGAUUGAGUUACCUGGGAGUAAAGAGUUUGGGAACACUACUCUCAACGUGGGUAGGAUUGAAGGAGGUGUUGCUGGAAAUGUCAUCCCGGCGAGUGCUUAUGCUACCGGAGGAGUCAGAGUCGCUGGCGGAACUCCAGAGGGUAUUAAAGACUUGAUACUUCAAGCGGUUGAGGAGAGUGACCCGAGCCUUGUCGUUCAGUUCUCGUAUGGUAUUGGACCAGUACCUACAGACUAUGAUGUUGACGGCUUCGAGACUAUAGUUCUGAACUAUGGAACAGAUAUCCCUCGGUUGAAGGGGAGCCAUAAGAGAUAUCUGUACGGACCUGGCUCGAUUCUCGAGGCGCACUCUGCGCAUGAGCACUUGAAGGUUUCGGAUCUGGAGCAGGCUGUUGAAGGAUACAAGAAGUUGAUAUCUCAUGCCCUUGAUCAGCCUUCUGAGCUGUGA
Molecule: messenger RNA, 1137 nt
Organism: Fusarium oxysporum Fo47
Lineage: Eukaryota; Fungi; Ascomycota; Sordariomycetes; Hypocreales; Nectriaceae
Product: M20 family metallopeptidase
Exons: 2
Coding region: 1-1137 (378 amino acids)
Molecular function (GO): hydrolase activity
Source: RefSeq, a predicted model, not a curated record